Molecule: messenger RNA, 2332 nt
Organism: Balaenoptera acutorostrata (minke whale)
Lineage: Eukaryota; Metazoa; Chordata; Mammalia; Artiodactyla; Balaenopteridae
Gene: ZBTB8B
Product: zinc finger and BTB domain containing 8B
Exons: 3
Coding region: 1-1476 (491 amino acids)
Biological process (GO): regulation of transcription by RNA polymerase II
Molecular function (GO): RNA polymerase II cis-regulatory region sequence-specific DNA binding; DNA-binding transcription factor activity, RNA polymerase II-specific; protein binding
Source: RefSeq, a predicted model, not a curated record
AUGGAGAUGCAAUCCUAUUACGCCAAGCUCUUGGGGGAGUUGAAUGAACAGCGGCAGAGGGACUUUUUCUGUGACUGCAGCAUCAUUGUGGAAGGGCGGAUCUUCAAGGCCCACAGGAACAUCUUGUUUGCCAACAGCGGCUAUUUCCGAGCCCUGCUCAUUCACUACAUCCAGGACAGCGGGCGGCACAGCACCGCCUCCUUGGACAUCGUCACCUCCGACGCCUUCUCCACCAUCUUAGACUUCCUCUAUUCUGGGAAGUUGGAUUUGUGUGGGGAGAACGUGAUUGAAGUUAUGUCGGCUGCCAGCUACCUGCAGAUGAACGACGUGGUGAACUUCUGCAAGACAUACAUCAGAUCAUCCCUAGACAUCUGCGGGAAGAUGGAGAAGGAGGCCGCUGUGGCUGCAGCGGUGGCAGCAGCGGCAGCGGCAGCGGCAGCAGCGGCUCACCGGGUGGAGAGUGGAAGCCCCAGUUCAGGCAGGGAAGGGACCUCCUGUGAGACCAAGAACUUGGUCUCUCCUGCCGAGGGGGAAGAGAGUGUGGAUCGGCCAAGAGAGUCCCCCCGUGGUGACUGCAGAGGCUGCCACCCUCUGGCACUGGUGGGGAAAGACAGCCAGGGCGGUGGCUCAGUGGACAGCGACCGCUCCAUUCGACCCAAACAGAUGGAGCCCAAGGUGGAGUUCGAUGCCGAGGGAGUGGAGGUGGAGGUGGGCGGACAGCUGCAGCAGCGUACUGCCCCGCUGAGCCUGGCCCACGGGGAGGAGGGUUUGCCCAGAGGCCAGGCGGUCGACUUGGCUUACAGUAACUACCAUGUGAAGCAAUUCCUGGAGGUGCUCCUGCGCCACAGUGCCGUCCAGAGCAAAGAGGACGCGGACCAGCACUUUUCUCGGAGUUUGGAGGGAAGACCAGGUGGUGCAGAAGUAGCAGCCAUGAGUUCCAUGAUGGAUGUGCAGACUGACUGGUAUGGAGAGGACUCAGGUGGUGUGCUGGUGGUGCCCAUCAAGCUGCACAAGUGUCCUUUCUGCCCCUACACUGCCAAACAGAAGGGCAUCCUUAAGCGGCACAUCCGCUCACACACGGGGGAGCGGCCCUACCCCUGUGAGACCUGCGGCAAGAGGUUCACCCGACAGGAGCAUCUGCGGGGCCACGCGCUCAGCGUCCAUAGGUCCAACCGUCCAAUUAUCUGCAAGGGCUGCAGAAGAACCUUCACAAGUCACCUGUCGCAGGGGCUGCGGCGCUUCGGGCUGUGUGACAGCUGCACCUGCGUUACAGACACACAUGAUGAUGAUGACGAAUUGAUGCCCAUCAACCUUAGCCUGGUGGAGGCUUCGUCCGAGAGCCAAGAAAAGAGUGACACAGACAAUGACUGGCCAAUCUACGUGGAGUCUGGUGAGGAAAACGACCCCGGCGGAGAGGAUUCGGAUGAUAGACCCCAAAUUCAGCCCAGCUUAUCAGAUGGAGAGAUGCUUACGUAGCAAUAAAUUAGUGGAGAAGAGGGUUUAGAAUUUGUUCUUGCCAGUUCUGUGGUUGAAAGCCACCCUUUGUCCAAUUUUGUGGAACCCUGAGAGGAACAUUUUUUCACUGUUAAUUAUUUGCAUUUCUGUUAGACUACAUGGUGGAGGUUGGAUUCUGACUCAAAGGACUUUUUAGUGCCGCCCCUGAUUUCUGAAAGCUUUCUGAGUGAAUCAAGGUUGGCUCUGAGGCGUCCCGUUUUUCCUGCCGUGCAUCCAAACUCUGGUUGGGAGGGAGAUAAGAAAAUCUCCAUACUUUUUUCAUAGUGUCUCAAUCUUUCUGCAUUCCUGUGUCGUCAUCCUCUUUCUCUGAAAAGGUGGGCAAGAACAUAUUAAGUUUUGAGAUCAAUCUUACUUCUGCCAAGCCUCUCCUAAUGAAUUCCGUACUUUAAUUUUCUGGUGAAGUAUUAAGGAGAAAGUUUCCUUGAUAUAAGGCAGACAGGGCCGUCUGGCUAUAUGACUGUAAAAAUUACUUUCUAAAUCUAAGAUUGCAGUUUUAAAGGCUGGGGGCAUUUAUGUGCAGACAAGCAUGGAAAUGAGCUGAAAGUUUCCUUAUGGCACUGUGACUUGCCCCGUUGAAUUAAAUUUUAAGUUAGCCCCGGCAAGGGAGCCUGAGAGCCCAGGUCUGGGUGGUUUCCCUGUCUGGCUUGGGAUUUAACAAUUCUUUGCACACAAAUAACCUGUUUUAUGAUCAUAAAACAAGGCAUUUGGGCAAAACUCAAAAUGCUCCUAUGCAUUUUCCAGCCAUUUCCAAGAGCCACUGCUGUGUAACCUGGAAAUGCAGCCACCACUGACAUUCCUUUACUUCGUUUAUGAAUAG